This is a messenger RNA of Dendroctonus ponderosae (mountain pine beetle), 1804 nucleotides long. RefSeq lists its product as uncharacterized. Gene Ontology annotation, biological process: spliceosomal snRNP assembly. Gene Ontology annotation, cellular component: Cajal body. NCBI's taxonomy places the organism in Eukaryota, Metazoa, Arthropoda, Insecta, Coleoptera, Curculionidae. The record is from RefSeq and is a predicted model, not a curated record. Gene Ontology annotation, molecular function: U2 snRNA binding; U1 snRNA binding.
GAUGAUAUGUUUUGAGGUUACGUUUGUUAAAUGUUGUCAAUCAGUUUGUGUUAAUUCGGCUCUGUGAUUCGGCUUUAGCGUUUAAGUAAUUAUUAUAAAAUAGGAUAGAAAACGUAUGUUAUACACUGGAACUAUCCUGGUUAAUUUCUAAGAAGCAUGGGGCAUAAAGGAUUUCGAAUAAUCGUCGAUUUAAGCGCCUUCUACAAAGACCAUAGAAAUGUGGCAAGAAUUUUUAUAGAAACUAAGAAAAUGAGCAAGAUUCAGGAUGUAAAAGAGCACAUUGCAUCGCUAUUUCAUAUAACAGACUUUUUCUUAGUGGCAACUGGUCAUUUUCUACCGGAUUCAGAGAAUAUUAGUGUGUUGAAUAAUGAAGAACUGGUGGUGGUUACUCCUAAUAAUGCUGACCUAGCCAGGGGUCCUCCUCAAAAGUCAGAAGUUGCAAUUGAAACUUCUGGACCUAAAAAAAAGAAACGAAAAGGGUUCAUGGAACCGAUUCCAGAGGAAGUCCCUGCAAAAUUGAAAAAACGCCAUAAAUCCAAAAAAUCGAUCACAUAUAAUGUGGAAGAUUCAGAUGAAACCCCGCAAGAAACUGAGACACCAACGCCCUCAGUAGCGCCAAGCACUGUUAUUAGUUCCUAUCGAAUGCCGUGUCUGGAUACAGCCGUUCGGCUUUCUCGCCGGGCGGAUUCUCCAAUCGUAGUCACCAAAUAUGCCCCACCUGCAAUGAUAACAAGCAAAUAUUUGGCGGAAAAGAAAAUAAAUAUUGUUAAAAUUGAUCUAAUUAAGAACGAUUCUGAGGCUCAGAGCAUCAGCAAGGAAGAAUGCGAGCUGAAAAGUAAUGAGAUAAUUCCAAAAGAGUUAGUCAAGCACGAUUCCAGUGGGAAUGUUUCUUUGCUCGAGAAGAACUUUGUCCCUAGAACUGAAGCUUCAAAUUACACAAAAAUAUUCUUGGAUCAGAAGGAUGCCAAUUCACCAAUCCUUGUUAAUCAAAGCAGUGAUCGUCCACAAAUUGCACCUCAGAGCCUCCUAGAUUUGCCCGAGAAUCUUCUCGAUAUGACUCCGUCUUCAAAUAAUUUGGCUGAUAUCACUGUUGAUAUCUUAGAGAACGUUAGUAGUACCGCUGUAGUUGUUCAACCGUUAGAAGUGCCUCCAGCAUCAACUACGAAUACUCAGGCAGACCCAAAAAAUGCAUUGAGUGGCGAACUUAUUGGACCAAUCCUCUCUACCAGUACCAUCACUGAAGAUAUUGAGGAUCCGAUGAAAGUUGCAUUGGAACCAACGACUAACAGCCAAGCAUCCGACCUUGUAGCAAAAAAGAAAUUUAGCUUUGGGCUGAUGGGGCCUUUAUUAGAGCAACUAAGGGAUGGUGUUGGGGAAUCGGCAGAUACGACCAGUACGUUACAGCUGCUGGGCAAAAGAAAACGCAUUCGGAAACAUCGAAAACGGUCCAAAACAGCUAACAUUUUGGAAAAAGUACCCGCUGUCUUGCCCUCUUAUUCUACACCACAAUCCUCGUUUUCCUCUACUACUGGUCCCAGUCUACAUCUGAAGUUCGAAUCAGAUGAAGAAAACGCUGCAGAACCAGAGAACAAAAAGGAUAAUGUAGAAACUUCAUCGCUGUUAACUGCUAAGGGAAAAUUUUAUCCAGAAAGGCACGAUUUCAAAUGGGAUCAGUUAUUGGGAGCCAGGUUAUUAUACCCGUAGCCGGUAAUCGCAGGCAGUGUUUCGUUUUCAUUUAGAAACAAGUUGCUGCAAUACAAUUAUACAUUAAUAUUUAUUUUUUUAUUAAAAAAGCGUACGCAUU